Leopardus geoffroyi (Geoffroy's cat) is the source of this 3620-nucleotide messenger RNA. RefSeq names its product pleckstrin and Sec7 domain containing (gene PSD). The record is from RefSeq and is a predicted model, not a curated record. Lineage: Eukaryota; Metazoa; Chordata; Mammalia; Carnivora; Felidae. Gene Ontology annotation, molecular function: phospholipid binding; guanyl-nucleotide exchange factor activity; protein binding. Bases 250 to 3330 code for a protein of 1026 amino acids. Gene Ontology annotation, biological process: regulation of ARF protein signal transduction. The transcript has 18 exons.
ACCCCAACAGGGCUGCGCUCUCCCUUCGUGCAACCGCCUCACCUGCCUCUGCAUAACGAAAACUGCUUCCCAUCCAUUUUUUCAUCAGGGUCGGGCACUUCUGCAAGCUGAGCUGGGCCCAGCCUCUUCCCUGCCUUUCCUCGGCCCCAGCUCCAGGCGAGCAGCGGCCUGUCCGAAGAGCAUGCUGCCCCCUCACUCCCCGCCUGGCCUUGCCAUCCCUGCCCCCCCAGCCUGACCCCCGGCCCCAGCAUGGCCCAAGGUGCCAUGCGCUUCUGCUCCGAGGGCGACUGUGCCAUCUCCCCACCACGAUGCCCGCGCCGCUGGCUCCCCGAAGGCCCAGUGCCACAAAGCCCCCCAGCCAGCAUGUAUGGCAGUACAGGCUCCCUGCUACGGCGGGUGGCAGGGCCAGGUCCCCGAGGCCGGGAACUGGGACGUGUGACAGCACCCUGUACACCCCUGCGUGGUCCCCCCUCACCCCGUGUUCCUCCUUCACCCUGGUCACCCUCUUCACCCACUGGGCAGCCCCCACCGGGGGCCCGGAGCUCUGUGGUCAUAUUCCGCUUUGUGGAGAAGGCCAGUGUGAGGCCAUUAAAUGGGCUACCUGCUCCCGGAGGCUUGAGUCGGAGCUGGGACCUGGGUGGGGUCUCUCCUCCCAGGCCCACUCCAGCCCUUGGGCCUGGCUCCAACCGGAAGUUGCGGCUAGAGGCAUCCACAUCAGACCCACUCCCAGCCAGAGGAGGCUCAGCUCUGCCUGGUAGCCAGGGCCUUAUACAUGGGCCACCAGCCCAACCUCAGGUUGGGGCAGAUGGCCUUUACUCCUCUCUCCCCAAUGGGCUGGGGGGACCUUCUGAGCACCUGACCAAGCUAUUCCCAGGACCUGCUGACACUGGACUCCUGAACCAGGGGGACACCUGGUCCUCCCCCCGGGAAGUUUCCUCUCAUGCCCAGAGAAUUGCUCGAGCCAAAUGGGAAUUCUUCUAUGGCUCCCUGGACCCCCCAAGCUCAGGUGCUAAGCCCCUGGAGCAGGCCCCCCCAUCUCCACCUGGGGUGGGCUCAGGGCAGGGCUCUGGGGUGGCUGUGGGGCGAGCAGCCAAGUACUCCGAGACGGACCUGGACACGGUGCCCCUGAGGUGCUACCACGAGACCGACAUCGAUGAGGUGCUGGCUGAACGGGAAGAGGCUGACUCGGCCAUCGAGAGUCAGCCCAGCUCUGAGGGCCCACCUGGCACUGCCCGCCCACCUGCUCCACGUGCCAGCCCAUGCCUUGGCCCUUGUCCCAGCCUGGGCAGUGGCGAUGAGGACGAGGAUGAGGCAGGUGGGGAAGAGGAUGUGGACGACGAGGUGUUUGAGGCCUCAGAGGGGGCCCGGCCAGGCACCCGGAUGCCUCACCCUGGGCCUCUCAAGUCGCCCCUGCCCUUUCUGCCUGGGACCAGCCCCUCGGCUGACGGGCCUGACUCUUUCAGUUGUGUGUUUGAAGCCAUCUUGGAGUCACACCGGGCCAAGGGCACCUCCUACACCAGCCUCGCCUCCCUGGAGGCCCUGGCCUCACCUGGCCCAACCCAGAGCCCCUUCUUCACCUUUGAGCUGCCUCCCCAACCCCCUGCUCCCCGGCCUGACCCACCUGCUCCCGCCCCACUUGCACCUCUUGAGCCAGAUUCUGGUACCAGCUCUGCUGCUGAUGGGCCUUGGACACAGAGAGGGGAGGAAGAAGAGGCAGAGGCUGGAGCCAAGCAGGCCCCAGGGAAGGAACCCCCUAGUCCCUGCCACUCGGAGGACAGCUUUGGGCUGGGGGCGGCACCUCUGGGCAGUGAACCACCGUUGAGCCAGCUGGUGUCUGACUCGGACUCAGAGCUGGACAGCACAGAGCGGCUGGCCCUGGGAAGCACAGACACCUUGUCCAAUGGGCAGAAAGCCGACCUGGAGGCUGCGCAGCGCCUAGCUAAGAGGCUAUACCGACUAGACGGCUUCAGGAAGGCUGAUGUGGCCCGGCACCUGGGCAAGAACAAUGACUUCAGCAAACUUGUGGCUGGCGAGUACCUCAAGUUCUUUGUCUUCACGGGCAUGACUCUGGACCAAGCUCUCAGGGUGUUUCUGAAGGAGCUGGCCUUAAUGGGUGAGACCCAGGAACGGGAGCGCGUGCUGGCCCACUUCUCCCAGAGAUACUUCCAGUGCAAUCCAGGAGCCCUGUCCUCAGAGGACGGUGCGCACACGCUGACCUGCGCCCUCAUGCUACUCAACACUGAUCUCCACGGCCAUAACAUUGGGAAGCGCAUGACCUGUGGAGACUUCAUCGGGAACCUGGAGGGCCUCAAUGAAGGCGGAGACUUCCCCAGGGAGCUGCUCAAGGCCUUGUACAGCUCCAUCAAGAAUGAAAAGCUGCAGUGGGCCAUAGACGAGGAGGAGCUGAGACGCUCUCUGUCUGAGUUGGCCGACCCCAACCCCAAGGUCAUCAAGCGGGUCAGCGGGGGCAGUGGCAGCGGCUCCAGCCCUUUCCUGGACCUGACUCCUGAACCCGGGGCUGCAGUCUACAAGCACGGGGCCCUGGUGCGAAAGGUGCACGCAGACCCUGACUGCAGGAAGACACCUCGGGGCAAGCGGGGCUGGAAGAGCUUCCACGGGAUCCUCAAGGGCAUGAUCCUCUACCUGCAGAAGGAGGAGUACCAGCCUGGGAAGGCCCUAUCAGAGGCAGAGCUAAAGAAUGCCAUCAGCAUCCACCACGCGCUGGCCACACGUGCCAGCGACUACAGCAAGAGGCCCCAUGUCUUCUACCUGCGCACAGCUGAUUGGCGGGUCUUCCUCUUUCAGGCCCCGAGCCUGGAGCAGAUGCAGUCCUGGAUCACUCGCAUCAAUGUGGUGGCUGCCAUGUUCUCUGCACCCCCCUUCCCAGCUGCUGUUAGCUCCCAGAGGAAGUUCAGCCGCCCUCUGCUGCCCAGCGCUGCCACCCGCCUCUCCCAGGAGGAGCAGGUGCGGACCCAUGAGGCCAAGCUGAAGGCCAUGGCAAGUGAGUUGCGAGAGCACCGGGCUGCGCAACUGGGCAGGAAGGCCCGAGGCAAGGAGGCUGAGGAGCAGCGGCAGAAGGAGGCCUACCUGGAGUUUGAGAAAUCCCGCUAUGGCACAUACGCAGCGCUGCUUCGGGUCAAGCUGAAGGCGGGCAGUGAAGAGCUGGAUGCAGUAGAGGCAGCACUGGCCCAGGCCGGGAGCACAGAGGAUGGACUCCCUCCACCUCACUCCAGUCCCUCCCUGCAGCCCAACCCUGCCAGCCAGCCCCGGGCUCAGUGUCAUGGCUCAGAGCCUCGUGGAGGGGCGAUCAGUGGGCGGUGGAAGCUCUGAGUUGAGGGUAGGAGUGUGGGGGUUUGGCGCCCACUGGGCACCUGCAUGACAUAGCCUUGCCUGAGCCCGGGCCGGCCUCGGGCCGCCCACGAGGGGCCCCCGGCCCAGGGCCCGACCGCGCCGGACGCGGUGUCCGGGGCAGCGCAGGGCUAGGGCGUGGGCCUCGGGAGCCUAGGCCAGGGGCCCCUCUGAGACCCCCAUUUUGUGAUAAUGUUUUGCACUUUUUCGUACGGGGGCUGGGGUGGGAGGGGCCAGGGCCCCUUGGACUUUUGAUGCUUUUUUUUUUUUUU